AUGUCGCGCAACGUUGGAGCAAAGAGCAAAUGGCUCCUGGUGUGUAUGUUGCUUCUCGGAGCUCUGUUCGCGUACUGGAGAAGGCGCGGUCGGAAGUAUCCUCCAGGUCCGUCCGGUCUGCCCCUCAUCGGCAAUUUGCUUUCUGUAAAGCGCAGCUUUUACUUUCAUGACUGCAUCAGCUGGGCGAAAAAAUACGGCCCUGUACUGUGGAUAAAAUUGGCCUUCACAAACGUUGUGGUUCUCGUCGAUGAGACUUCGAUACAAAAGUAUCUCUGCAAGAGAGAAAUGCUGAAUCGUCCCUCUCAGUGGACAGUGCAAAACAAGAGCAAAGGGAUCGUAGCUUUGAGCGGCCAGGAGUGGAAGGAAAACAGGCGCCUCUGUAUGCAGAUCAUCGCCGACCUGGGAUACGGAAAAGAGCCAAUGCACACCCUCAUUCAGGAGGAAGCGCGGCACCUGGUGGCAAAGAUCGCAGACGCAGGAGGCAAGCCAGUGCCAUCGCGGCCGUACUUGGCUGCCAGCGUUCUGAACAACAUUAACUUCUACCUGUUUGGCAGACGCCACGACCUGGACGACCCUAAACGGCGCCGGUUGGACGCUCUCGUUGCCGCCUUUUUCCAAUCUGGACUCGACUUCUCCAUCGAAUGGCUGCCUGGCUGGCUGAGACGAGCGUCACAGCGUGUCCUCCCGAGGACGCGCUGCUCAGCCGUCACUAGGCUGGCCGAGGACAUCACCGACUACAUGAGCACGGCCGUGCAAGACCCAAAGCACCUGAAGCCGUUCAAGCUGCUCGACGCUAUGCUGCCAACUGUCACCGAAGAAGACAAUCUCGACGUUGCUGCUUAUCUGCGACGCACUCAAGAAGCUCAGCAGCUCGCCCGCUUACGUAUCAAGAGCGAGAACAGGAUCGACAGUCGUCACUACAAUCUUUGA
Molecule: messenger RNA, 930 nt
Organism: Rhipicephalus sanguineus (brown dog tick)
Lineage: Eukaryota; Metazoa; Arthropoda; Arachnida; Ixodida; Ixodidae
Product: cytochrome P450 2G1-like
Exons: 6
Coding region: 1-930 (309 amino acids)
Molecular function (GO): heme binding; monooxygenase activity; oxidoreductase activity, acting on paired donors, with incorporation or reduction of molecular oxygen
Source: RefSeq, a predicted model, not a curated record